Messenger RNA from Desarmillaria tabescens, 540 nucleotides. RefSeq lists its product as uncharacterized. Bases 1 to 540 code for a protein of 179 amino acids. The record is from RefSeq and is a predicted model, not a curated record. The transcript has 3 exons. NCBI's taxonomy places the organism in Eukaryota, Fungi, Basidiomycota, Agaricomycetes, Agaricales, Physalacriaceae.
AUGUUCAGCGUUUCAGCGCCCAUCUCGCUUCCGGCCAUCAAUACUCUGCGGUAUGCCCUUGGUCCCAAGAACGCUCACUCAACAUCCGCAAUUGCUCCUUAUAUGCGGUUCUACAUCUGCCGAAUUCCGUACGGGACGCUGCAUCUUCUCAAUCUCCAAUUUGCCUUACGCCGGCUCUACGGCCUUCUUAUGAUUGCGCUAACAGUAAUUUUGGCAUCGUUGAUUCUUAUUGAUCUUCUUAGUGCACUGCCUUUCGCCUUCUCAAAGUUCCGUAACCUCAUGCGGAUCAACCGCCGUUACGCGUUACGCGCCCAUAAUAUUCAACACUGCUGCGUGUCCGAAACAGAUGGGAGUGUGCUCGCUUCCAUCAAAGCGCCGAAGCAUUUGGCGCGGUUAGGCAACCACGAAAACGAGGCUUUGUCGAUCCGUCUCGUUUCUGGACCUGAAACCAAGAAGGAUACGACCUUGCCGACCCUAUGGUCUGAGUUGAAGAAAGUUCCAGACGCCUCUCACUCUUUAUCGAUUCAACAGGCAGUUUGA